UAUGUGAUUGUUAUUAAUCAUUAAACAGAUAGCAAUACCAGCUCUCCACAUCUCAUUGGGAAUAUUUCUAAAGUUCUUUGACAUGUUAGAAGCUGAAUGUCAUCUCCUUGAUGUAAAACUAGCUGCAUUUCUUGCAAUGAAUGAUAAACGCCUUGACUCAAUUGAGUUUGACAAAUAUGUUGAAAAGCAGGUUGAGAUAUCUCAAUUAAAAUAUGGCAUUGAUGAUAUAAAUAAUAAAAUUAUUCUUAUUCAAGAUACAUGUGUAGUUGAAGUACUUCGUAACCCUGAAAAUUCAGAUUACUUGCAGUUAAUUUACAUAGAGAGAAUUGCACUAUUAAAAUCAAAGAAAAUAGAAAAGGAGGCAAAAAUAACAGAAUGCUGUAAAGUUAAACUAUUAGAAGGACUUGGGCCAAUAAUAAAAGGAAUUGAAUCUGUUUUACAGUCGUGUGGAUUGCAACGUCAAGCAUAUCAUAGUUGCUCAUUCAUUGGAAAUCAUGUUCAUAAAAUGUUGAAGGUAUGAAAAUAUAAAUCUGUAUUUUCAUGAAUUUAUUUCAUAUAAAUUAUUGUGUGUGUUGUGCAGGUUUUCAUAAAUUCUGCAUUAAAUUUUGAGUUAUAAUCAACAUUCUUGAUCUAAUAUAUUGCAAUGCAUAUACGUAUAUAUGCAUAUAAAGCAUAUGCAUAUAAUAAUAAC
Molecule: messenger RNA, 691 nt
Organism: Hydra vulgaris (swiftwater hydra)
Lineage: Eukaryota; Metazoa; Cnidaria; Hydrozoa; Anthoathecata; Hydridae
Source: RefSeq, a predicted model, not a curated record